AUGGGAGUCCGAAAUAUCGUUCGCUCUGUUCGCUCUCGACUUUUACCCUUGCAUGGAUAUGGAACAAAGCAGGUCAGGCAGAAGUCAGCAGCCGCUUACCAGUCGGUCAAAAACUCCAAAGACGAAUUAUUCAGAUACACAUCUGGCAGAUGGAUCCAUAACGAACAUUUACGUUUGGCCGAACGCUAUCUGCAAUUCGAUAUACCCGCCCUCGUCAACGUUGUCGCUGCCGCAUCUGGCCAUGUAACCUCUGACAUCGUCUCCUUUUAUAAGUUGGCUGAAGGCGGAUUCAACCGGUUGUUCCAAGCGACCUUUACAGAUGGGAAGCAUGUCGUUGCCAGACUCCCGUAUCCUUCCACGGCGCCUGAGCACUACACAGUUGCCAGCGAGGCUGCUACUCUGGACUAUCUUCGGUUACAUGGAUUCCCUACUCCGGAGGUCUAUGCUUGGUGCUCAACAAAAGCGAACCCUGUCGGCGCUGAGUACAUCAUCAUGGAGAAAUUGGACGGCACCCCUCUCGGCGAUAUAUGGUACGCGAUGACACCAAAAGACCAACACAAGAUCACGAAACAAAUUGUUGAGUUGGAAGCACGAUUGAUGUCACUGGAGUUUCCUGCAUGUGGGAGUUUAUACUAUCAGAAGGAUCUUCCAACGAAAAAGAAGGUUCCGCUACCAAGCCAUAAUAAUGGCGAGUUCUGCAUAGGACCAAUCGCACAUUACAGUUGGUGGCACGGUGAAAGGAGCAUACUCGAUAUUGACAGAGGACCAUGGUCAUCGUCAAGCGAUUUGUUUCGGGCGGUUGGUGAACGCGAGUUGGCGUGGGCCAAAGCCUAUGCGAAACCUCGCCUUCCGUAUGAGCAUCUAUAUAGGGAGAUAUACGGCUUUCGCCAAGUCUUGCCUGACAGUCACAUUCAGAAUCUCUCCGACUAUCUAACGUUGGCGCCUUGCCUCGGGUUCAGAGCUGGCUCAUCACUCAAUCGGCCAGUCAUCCGACAUCCUGAUCUUCAACCGAACAAUAUUCUGAUAUCGGAGGCGAACGAGGUUGUCGGAUUAAUUGAUUGGCAGCAUUGCACUAUCCUUCCCCUUGGGCUUGCAGCUGGUAUACCCAAAGAUUUCCAAAAUUACGGUGAUCCAGACUCGGAAAAGCUGAUAGAGCCCCAAAUUGACCUUCCACCGAACUAUGACUCUCUCCCCGAAUCUGACCAAUUAUCCAUACGAGAGACUAUUCGAAAAAGACUAGUCCAUUUCCUUUACGCCGCAUUUACGAGGCGGCUGAAUGAAGAACAUUAUGAUGCGAUAUUCGACCAGUCUGCUAUACUGCAUCAACGUCUUUUCAAAAGUGCAGGUAGUCCUUGGGAAGGGGAUUCAAUAACUCUCAAGGCUGACAUGAUUCGUGCCAUACAAAGCUGGCCAACUCUGAUUUCAGCAGACUCUGUCGGUAGUGAACGGGAAACAUGCAAUACACCUUCUCUUACAUACUCAGACAGAGUUAUGCGUGAUACUCUUGCUUUGGAUGAGCGACAGAAAGAAGCUGACGUCGCAAUGGAUCAAAUGCGGAAUGUUUUGGGUGUCGACGUCAUGGGCUGGGUGCCGAAUGAGGAAUAUGAAGCUGCGAAAGCAACGGCGCGUGAGAUAAAAGCCAAAAUGAUUGAAGCGGCUGAGACCGAUGAAGAUAGAAUUGGGAUUCGGAACCACUUUCCGUUUGACGACUUUGAUGAGAACUCCUGA
Messenger RNA from Aspergillus viridinutans, 1728 nucleotides. RefSeq names its product phosphotransferase family protein. The record is from RefSeq and is a predicted model, not a curated record. NCBI's taxonomy places the organism in Eukaryota, Fungi, Ascomycota, Eurotiomycetes, Eurotiales, Aspergillaceae. The transcript is spliced from 3 exons. Gene Ontology annotation, cellular component: mitochondrion. The coding region runs from base 1 to 1728 and encodes 575 amino acids.